This is a messenger RNA of Paralichthys olivaceus (Japanese flounder), 2099 nucleotides long. NCBI's taxonomy places the organism in Eukaryota, Metazoa, Chordata, Actinopteri, Pleuronectiformes, Paralichthyidae. The record is from RefSeq and is a predicted model, not a curated record.
CUGAGGGACUCGAUACGUGUGAGUUGAAGCUCGGUCGGCCGGUGACACGCAGCGGAUCACCGGGACUGUGUUUGCACGGCGUCGCAGAAUAACGUGGCUCACGGAGACACCUGAACUUCUUCAUCCAAGAUGAUGUGCGAGGUGAUGCCCACCAUCAGUGAGGCCGAAGGGCCCGGUGGGAUCGGCAGCAGCGGCCGACGGGGCUCCGGCUCCCCGCUGCAGUCUGACUCAGAGGGUCACUUUGAGUCGCUGAUGGUGUCCAUGCUGGAGGAGCGGGAUCGUCUUCUUGAGACUCUGAGGGAGUCUCAGGAGAACCUGGGCUUGACGCAGGGCAAACUGCACGAAGUGAGCCACGAAAGAGACUCGCUGCAGAGACAACUCAACACUGCUUUGCCGCAGGAGUUUGCCGCACUGACAAAGGAGGUGAACGUGUGCCGGGAGCAGCUUCUGGAGAAGGAGGAGGAGAUCGCAGAGCUGAAGGCAGAGAGAAACAACACACGGCUGCUGCUGGAGCACCUGGAGUGCUUGGUGUCUCGUCACGAGCGCAGUCUGAGGAUGACAGUGGUGAAGAGACAGGCUCAGUCUCCUGCAGGGGUCUCAAGUGAAGUGGAGGUCCUCAAAGCCCUUAAGUCACUUUUCGAACACCACAAAGCCCUCGAUGAGAAGGUGCGAGAAAGACUACGUGUUGCUCUGGAAAGAUGCAGCGCAUUGGAGGAGCAGCUCACCCUCUCGCACAAAGAACUGGCGUACCUCAGGGAGCAGAGCAGCCAGAAGAGGGGGCUGGCUGAUGGAACCAGCGAGGUCAACCACAACUCUGAAAACACACCGAGCACUAACGGCAAGCGGUCGUCGGACGGUUCGCUGAGUCAGGAGGAGGAGUCGUUAACUGGGUUCGGGAAGGUCUGUGAGCUCCAGGAGGUGGUGGAACGUCAGACCACCGAUCUGGGCCAGAUGAAGGAACGCAUGGCUGCCAUGGUGUCGCGCAUCAAUGAGCUGGAGGAGGACCUGGACACGGCCCGAAAGGACCUAAUCAAGUCCGAAGACAUGAACACACGGCUACAGAGAGAUCUGAGAGAGUCACUAGCUCAGAAAGAAGAUAUGGAGGAGAGGAUCACCACCCUGGAGAAGCGCUACCUGGCAGCUCAGCGGGAGGCAACCUCCGUCCAUGACCUCAACGACAAGCUGGAGAAUGAAGUGGCCAACAAGGAGUCCCUCUUCAGACAAACUGAGGACAGAAACAGGCAACUCCAGGAGAAGCUGGAGCUGGCGGAGCAGAAGCUGCAGCAGACCAUCCGCAAGGCAGAGACUCUGCCUGAGGUGGAGGCCGAGCUGGCCCAGAGGGUCGCCGCCCUCACCAAGGCAGAGGAACGUCACGGCAACGUGGAGGAGAGACUGAGGCAGCUGGAGGCUCAGCUGGAGGAGAAGAACCAGGAGCUGGUCAGGGCACGGCAGCGAGAGAAGAUGAACGAGGAGCACAACAAGCGUCUGUCGGAGACGGUGGACAAGCUCCUGUCCGAGUCCAACGAGAGGCUCCAGCUGCACCUCAAAGAGAGGAUGUCUGCUCUGGAGGAUAAGAACGCCCUCAUUAGAGAACUGGAUCACACCAAGAAGCUCAUUGAGGAGUCUCACCACGAGAAGGAGCAGCUCCUGAUCCAGAUUGAGACCAUGAGAGCAGAGAACGAGCAGGGAAGGAGCAGGAGCAACUCCUUGUUACACGGACGCUCUCAGCUGGGCAGCACUCCAGAUUUCAGGUAUCCAGUGUCGGCGUCCUCGCUGAUGGACAGUAACUCGGACCAUUACGGCAGUGCUCUUGUGCUGAGGCGACCUCAAAAGGGACGAGUGUCAGCGCUCCGUGACGAGCCAUCCAAGCGACAUGUGCAGACUCUGAACGAGCAGGAGUGGGAGCGGAUGCAGCAGGCCAACGUGCUGGCAAAUGUGGCCCAGGCCUUUGAGAGUGACAUGGACGCCUCGGACCUGGAGGAGGACAGAGAGACGAUUUUCAGCUCAGUGGACCUGCUGUCCCCUGGUGGCCAGGCUGACGCACAGACCCUCGCCUUAAUGCUGCAGGAGCAGCUGGAUGCUAUCAACAACGAAAUCAG